UUCAAAACUGAAGACUGAAAUCCAGUUCAAUCUUUAAUGGCUGCCCGAGCGUCCCCCAAGGUCCUCCAGAACCUCCCUUACAUCGUCAGAUCCUUGAAUUCUUCAUCUUCGUCUAUCGUCACUGCCGUUCCUCCGUUGAGUUUACCGGAGAAAGCUGAUGAUGAAGCUGUUGUGGAACCGGUCGUCACCGCAUCUUCCAACUCAGUUUUGAACCUCGACGAGGUUGACAAGUUGUUUUCAUCGGUUUCUACUUUUCAGUUGCUGAAAUCAUCGUUGAACCUUCACAUGGCUGCAUUUGAUCCAUUUGUGGACUUGGGUGUGUGGGUAAUGAAGUCUGGGCUGGUGGAGAAUUCGAUCUUCAAAGAGAUCAUAUUGAGGACAGUGAAAUACACGUUUUACCAACAUUUCUGUGCUGGCGAGAACGUGGAGGAGGCUGGAAGGACGCUUCAGAGGCUUUGGGAUGAUGGGUUGAGGGGAAUUUUGGAUUAUGGGUUGGAGGACGCAACUGAUAACGAGUCGUGUGAUCGGAAUUUGGAUGAAUUUCUUAAGACUGUCGAGACUACCAAGUUGCUUCCACCAUCUUCUGUUAGCUUUGCCUGUGUGAAGAUCUCUGCUAUUUGUCCAAUUUCACUACUCAAGCGCGUAAGUGAUAUGCUGAGAUGGGAACAUAGAGACCCAUCUUUCCAUCUUCCAUGGAAGCAAGAGACAUUACCAGUUCUUUCUCAUUCUAGCCCUUUCUAUCACACCCUCAAAAGACCAGAACCUCUAACUACAACAGAGGAACGAGAUCUCCAACUCGCCCACCAAAGACUAAUGAAGCUAUGCCAGAAUUGCCUUGAAACCGAUCUCCCAUUGCUUGUUGAUGCAGAGUACACAUCAGUUCAACCUGCAAUUGACUACCUAACCUACUGUGCUGCAAUUAGUUUCAACAAAGAUGAGAACCCAGUUAUUUUUGGAACAAUUCAAGCUUACCUAAAAGAUUCAAAGCAGAGGCUGUUUCUGGCAACUGAAGCUGCAGAGAAGAGGAGAAUUCCAAUUGGUUUUAAAUUGGUAAGAGGAGCCUAUCUGUCUAGCGAAACCCAAUUAGCAUUUUCUCUGGGUUUUCCUUCUCCCAUUCAUGAGAGUAUUCAGGAGACACAUUUGUGCUACGACGAUUGUGCUUCAUUUAUGCUUGAGAAAGUAGCUAGGGAUUCAGCAUCUGUUGUUCUUGCCACUCAUAAUUUUCAAUCUGGGAGUGUGGCAGCAAGAAAAGCACAAGCCUUGGGGAUUGGAAAGGGAAAUCAGAAGCUGCAAUUUGCUCAGUUGAAGGGAAUGGCUGAAGGACUUUCCUAUGGUUUGAGGAAUGCAGGAUUCCAAGUAAGCAAAUACUUGCCUUUUGGACCAGUGGAGAAGGUUAUUCCAUAUCUUCUUAGAAGAGCUGAAGAGAAUAGAGGCCUCUUAUCCUCCUCAACCAUGGACAGAAAUUUGAUGAGGAAUGAGCUAAAGAGGAGAUUAAAAGCUGCAAUUCGAGGAGGCCAAGUUGACAAAAUAUAAUUUCUAUUAGCCCCUAAGUUUGUCUCUCUUUUUCUUUUGGUUUUCUUAUAAGAAGUGUAGAUCAAAGUUAAGAUUAGAGUAUUUGU
Nelumbo nucifera (sacred lotus) is the source of this 1619-nucleotide messenger RNA. RefSeq names its product proline dehydrogenase 2, mitochondrial-like. The record is from RefSeq and is a predicted model, not a curated record. Gene Ontology annotation, cellular component: mitochondrion. Gene Ontology annotation, molecular function: proline dehydrogenase activity; FAD binding. Lineage: Eukaryota; Viridiplantae; Streptophyta; Magnoliopsida; Proteales; Nelumbonaceae.